Molecule: messenger RNA, 882 nt
Organism: Pedinophyceae sp. YPF-701
Lineage: Eukaryota; Viridiplantae; Chlorophyta; Pedinophyceae
Source: the annotation of a GenBank genome assembly
AUGGCACCACAAGCGUCCGCGCACGCCGUGCAAGCGCCUCUGGCACGGCCAGCGGGCCGCGCCGUCGAGCUUCCCCGCGAACUCCUCGAGCGUCUCGCGCAGCACUCGGGGGCUCGACCGGACAGCGGCGCGGGGCUGCCCGCUGACGCGCACGCCCUCUGCCCGCCGUGGAUCCGUCUGGCGCCGCCAAUCAUGCCUGCGACCCCCCGCGAGUCCUCUCUCCCGGGCGUGGGCCUCUGCUGCUCCAUGGAGCGGGACAUGCGGCUCGUCUGGUGGCACGGGUGGGGCGGGCAGGACUGCGACACCCUCCGCGCGGCCAUGGUCAAGGCAAUCCACGGCCCGCUCGCGCCGCAGCAGCACGAGGCGGCGCUGGCGAUCCUCGAGCGGUCCGCCCACGCCGCUCUCGGCUGCGGACUCGCGCCGCGCGAGCUCCCGGCCCUGGUCGAGCACAACCCCCCCCUGGCCACCGCCUUCCUGGUCCGACUGGCAGGGACACCCCUCCUCCCUCAGUUCCUCGAACGGCUCACGUCGGCGACGGCGCUGUCGGUGCAGGCCAUGGAGGUGAUGAACCGCAUGAUAUCCGGCGGGCACGUGUCCGCGGAUGCGACGCAGCAGUACCUGUCGCGCUGCAUGUCGCAGUGUGGCAACAUCCAGGACCGCUUCAUGCAGAACAGGAUGGUGCGGCUGGUGUGCGCGUUUGUGGCGGCACUGGUGCGCAGCGGGGCCGUGGACGCCGCCGCGCUGCGGAUAGAGGUGCAGGCGUUCUGCAUCGAGUUCUCCAGGGUCAAGGAGACGCAGGCCUUGUUCCAGCUCGCUGGCGAGGCCGCGGCGGCGUCACGCGCGGACGAGCCACACCGCCGCACGCAGCAGCCGCUCAGUUGA